Messenger RNA from Vicia villosa (hairy vetch), 1407 nucleotides. RefSeq lists its product as uncharacterized. The coding region runs from base 1 to 1407 and encodes 468 amino acids. NCBI's taxonomy places the organism in Eukaryota, Viridiplantae, Streptophyta, Magnoliopsida, Fabales, Fabaceae. The record is from RefSeq and is a predicted model, not a curated record. The transcript has a single exon.
AUGGCUGAAGACCGUAACCAAAGACCUCUUAAAGAGUUUGCUCAACCAUCUAAUGAGGAGCCCAGUUCCAGUAUCGUAAACCCCGCUAUAACAACCAACAAUUUCGAACUUCAGCCCUCAUUACUUCAACUGGCUCAACAAAACCAAUUCGCUGGUAUCGCUACAGAGAACCCGAAUCAACACCUAAAAGUGUUUAUCCAGUUAGCCGACACCGUUAAGGCAAAUGGAGCCACACCUGAAGCCAUCCGCUUAAGAUUGUUUCCUUUUUCCCUUAGAGGUAAAGCCCAUGACUGGUUAGACGCCCUUCCAGCCAACUCAAUAACAAUUUGGGAAGACCUUAGGAGAGCCUUUCUUGCCAGAUAUUUCCCACCUAGUAAGACCGCUGUCCUUAGGAACCUGAUCACCAGCUUCACUCAAAACCAUGGCGAAUCACUUUUUGAUGCCUGGGAAAGAUAUAAAGAAAUUUUGAGAGCCUGUUCGCACCAUGGCCUAGAGAAAUUGUUAAUCAUACACACCUUUUAUAAUGGACUCCAUUACAACACGAAAAUGUCUAUUGACGCUGCCGCUGGAGGAGCGUUAAUGAACAAUCCUUAUCCUGACGCUUGUGCCCUGAUAGAGGACAUGGCCCAAAACCACGCCCAAUGGGGAAUAGAACGAGCAACGGUAGAGAAAAAGGAGAGCCAUGGAGGAAAGCAUGAGAUAAGUUGCAUGUACAUGAUGAAUGCUAAGAUGGACGCUCUGGCCUUGAAAGUCGAAAACAUGUCUCAAAACCAUACCACAGUGGCAGCAAUCCAAUCGGAGUGCGAGCUCUGUGGAAUUCAAGGACAUCAAACCGUUGAUUGUAAACUUUUGAAUGAUUCUGGCUCAGACCAAGUUAACUAUACCCAAGGAAAUCCUUUCUCGAACACAUACAAUCCUGGAUGGAGGAAUCACCCGAAUUUCUCCAACAAGAACAACAAUCCCAUCCAAAAUUCCGGAUCUUCGAGACUCCAAGGAUUCCAAACACAAAAACAAAACCAACCUAUGCAAGUUGUGCCACCAGGACCGAACCUUAAAGAAACCAUACACACCUUUAUCCAGAGUCAAACUCAUCAAAAUAAGGAGUUUAUGAACCAACACAUUCACACAAGCGAAUUAGUUACUCAACUAGCAACCAAGUUUAACCAGAUGAUGACCCACACCAAAAUGCUUGAAACCCAGAUUUCACAAGUAGCUCAAACUACCUCUGCACAAGUUGUACCUGGAGGACAAUUCCCUGGACAAACCCAACCUAAUCCAAAAGGGACAGCAAAUUCCAUAACCCUAAGAAGUGGAACCGCUUAUGAAGGACCAAAAAAUCCUAACCUAAGCUCGUCGGAAAAAUAUAAGGAAGAUGUUGAACCAAAAGGCCAGGUAGAAGAACCAUAG